AUGAGCCCUUCGCACGUCCACCUCUUUGAGCAUGCGGUCGAUUCUCUCAAGAGGUAUCAGGAGCAAGGCUCUGCUCAUGAUGUCACUCUACUGAAAGAUGCACAGGUGGCCAUGAGCUGCGUGCUUAAUACAAUGAGUGCCAAUACACAAGAUUAUUUCGACAAAGUACAACAUCCAGAGCUUUUCGAGGAGGCGUUUUCACUAAGCGUUAUUGAUGGAUUCGACAGCCACCCAUCGAUCGCGAUCGCUCAAGAGUAUGAGGACCGUCUUUCCAAACAUGGCGUUAAGGGGCUUUUGAAACAGCUGAUCGUGGACCGUGGAAUUCUCCACAGCAAUUACAUGGACCACGACGACCUACCGCCGGAGGCUGACAUGCGAGAUAAAGUGUUGGAGAUUCUCACGAAACUAGGCGAGACAAUGCUAAAAGCUUCAAAGACAAUGCGUCACAUGCAAUGGGAGGAGCAUGGGGAUAUCAGCGACACUGGUCGCAAGGUGGAUUGCGUUUUCAUGUACAAGGGGAUAGAGCUAUCCAACAUCGAGUUUAAGCGUACAGACGUUGGAGCAAGAGACAUUGCAAUCCAGAAUCGCAAAAAUGUACGCUUGGCACGAUGCAUUCAGGAAGUUCAUACUUCUCUAGGAGUGAAAGACCCUUCUGUGUUCAUGGCGGAUGUGCAUGGUUUUGUCGGUAUUUUCUAUCAAGCCAGUCUUGAGACUCAAGCGCCUCUAAUCCAACUGGCAAAAGAGUUCAAUGAGGUGGAGCAAGAGAAAGCGGCAUCUUUCAGACGUGUUAACCGCUCCAUUACGCCUCCACCGCCUGCGAGGAGAUUCCAAGAUCAUGUGCUAUUCACACCUCAGAAGAAGCAAAGGAGAAAGACCGCACCCCUUGAUCUAUGA
This is a messenger RNA of Lobosporangium transversale, 894 nucleotides long. RefSeq lists its product as hypothetical. NCBI's taxonomy places the organism in Eukaryota, Fungi, Mortierellomycota, Mortierellomycetes, Mortierellales, Mortierellaceae. Bases 1 to 894 code for a protein of 297 amino acids. The transcript is spliced from 5 exons. The record is from RefSeq and is a predicted model, not a curated record.